Molecule: messenger RNA, 8840 nt
Organism: Monomorium pharaonis (pharaoh ant)
Lineage: Eukaryota; Metazoa; Arthropoda; Insecta; Hymenoptera; Formicidae
Gene: Liprin-gamma
Product: kazrin
Exons: 18
Coding region: 1948-5607 (1219 amino acids)
Molecular function (GO): protein binding
Source: RefSeq, a predicted model, not a curated record
ACAACUUUUAUAUGUAUUAUAUAACUUAUUUAAAAUAUUAAUAUUAACACGUUUCCAAUUUUAAUUUAUUUUGCAAAGAAUGUACACGUAAUGGACAAAAUAAGUAUCAAUAUUUCCUAUAUUAUAUCGAUAAAUGACAGCUAGAUUGCAUUUUUAAUAAAUUUAUACACAGAUUGAUAAAAUAACAUUAUCGUGAUUUUCACUAACGAGACUCCUUUACGCUAUCGAGUUUCGAGCUUUCACGGAUGUCGUAAGCAUAUUUCCUCUGAUAAACGUAUUACGAUAUGUACUACGUUUCCUCGUUGUGUUCCGCGCCCAUUCCCACCUGAAAGGGUCGCGGUAACAAGUCGCGAUACCAAAUCGCGUUGCCGCAUCGCCGGUUCCGUUCGAGCGAAUAAUCAGGCACAAACCAGGCGGAUGUCGACAAAUAAUAUUAGCGGAUCGAGUCGCACACUGAGUGCAGUGAGGAUAUCUUUGUGCCGGCUUGAUUUGAUUUCGCACGUAAAUUGAUGCGAUACGAACCCGUAACUCGAAUUCGCGUGUCAUCGAACUGUUCGUAGAGAAAGAGAGAGAGAGAGAACGUUUAUUCCACCGUAUUCUGGAAGUGGAUAACAAACGAAUUAAUAAUGUAAACUCUGAAAAUAAACUUACGGCUAUUUUACUAGAAACUUUUUUUUUACUAGAAAAGAUUUUAUUGAAAUCUUAUUGUAUUUUGUCUUAACAGAAAUACGCGUAACGUUAUUAUUCACGAGUAAGUAAAUCGCUAACUUCGCGAAGAAACACUUUGCGACUGUUGCACUAAAUUUUCCAGCUACAGAGGAUUACCGGUGAACUUUCCGUUAACGUGCAUUCCCUGCAUUUUCGAGUGUUAUCGGUUUGAUCGAAGUAAAGUGAACGACAUUAACGGAACUGUGAAUUCGAGUGAAUUCUGCUGAUCUUUACUCCGAAUUAACAGACUCAAUUAUUGCGAGUAAUCGACUUACGUCUAAGUGUCAUUAUUAGAAAUGUCAGUAUUUAUCCUUGCGACUUUGCUGGCCACGAUCCGGCGGAUUAUUACUUAGAAACCGAACAAAAGUAAAGUUUUCCCUUGGUCUUGCCGCACGUGACUUGAUUUCUUUUUCUCGCGAGCAAAAUAUGACGAAAGAAAUUAGUUCUAACAUACACAUCGCCUUUGUUAACGCGAAACGUUGGUAACUGGAUGAAUGACGUUUAAAUGUCAUUAAUGUUAUUAAAUGUUACAUAAGAAUUAUCUUCCAGCAGCGAGAGAAUUAACUCUGGAGUGCUAUGAAUAAAUUUUGACGAAUUUCGAGGAUGAAUUUUGAAAUAUUAAUUUAAGCUUGGUACAGUUUUUGUUGUUGAAAUUUUGAUUUAAAGUAACGUUUAAUAAUAUUUUGUUACAUAUUAAAACAGUAUUAGUUCAGUUAUUCGAGCCCUACAAUUUAUAAAAAUAGAAAUAGUUUAAAAACUAUUCUUAAUUUUGUGGGUGAAUUUUUACCUAGAGUAGUACUCACAUAAAAAAAAUAUGAGUACCAUUCUAAGGUUAACAAAUAUCAAAUUUAAAUAUUAAGAAAUAUUAAUGUACGAACAUACAAAAGGUAUUUUAACAGCGUCAAGAUCAUCACGACGCGCGAGUGAAAUGAUGGACGGUAUUAAUUAAGCGGGAUUGACUCGUCGCUCUCUUGCCGUGGAAUAAAGCCGGAGAAAGUGUUGUGAUUUUAAAUCGCGGCUGCGUCGCCUGCCCAUGAAUAACUACUGAGCGACGAAUAAACGGAAGUGGAAGCGUGAUUGAACGGCGGAGCGCGCCCUGCAGUCCGGACCGCAUUCGCGAGCGAAGCGUGGGAACAUUUCUGCUCCGGAUGAGCCGACCUAUGGUGGAGUUCAGAACGGAGGAAUGCUCACCGAUACGUCCACGGCAGGCACACGCUCGGUGAAGAACCACUCGCGAAAAUGAGCGCGGCCGUCGAAAACGGCGUGGACGCCUCGAAGCCGCGCGGCGGCGUUUUCUCGAGGGCGUUCGCGAAACGUGCGCAGCCCUACGAGGAAGCUCUGAAGAGUUUGAAUCGUUUGAACAAGGAAGGCGAGGCGCUUGCUCUUCAAGAUGACCUCACAACGCACCCCACCUUGGCCUUGAUGCGGCGCAUCCUCGCAGAUGCACAGGCAAAAUUUCGCGUGAUGGUGGAGGAGAACGCAGCGACCGGCGCCCGGCUGGACGGCGAGCUGGAACGCGCUAGGGGCGAAUGCGCUACACUCCGGGGCGAAUUACGCGACGUCCGUGGCGCCUUGCCGAUUGUGUUGAACAACAACAACGCGGGCAAUGGCAGCGCCAACAGCAACAACAAUUCCGGUGCAGCAACCGGUGUUUCCGGCGGCAACACGAACCCUGGCCAGGAAGCAGCCGAGGCUCAGCAACAGGCGCAACAAGAAGACGGCAAACGGCUUAGUGCUGGCAGCAGCCCAAUCGAGAAGAGAAGCUCGGCCAGCGAUAAAUCCGCCAGUCCUAUCGAGAAGCGGACCAGCCCGGUGGACAGGAAAGAUAGAACCAGCCCCGUCGAUCGGCGAGCCAGUCCCGUAGAACGAAGAAAUGGCUCGCCCUGCCGGAGUCCAAGCGAGAAAGCUCGCCGACCGUACGCCCCCGCUCUGGAGAAGACGCGACUGGGCGGAUCGGGGGGCAGUGUGGACUCUCGAUCGGGUAGCGCUAGCCCGGAUCGAGGAUCGACGAACCGGAGCGGCUUCCUGCAUCGUGGCGGUAGCGACCGUUCCAGCGUGGAACGGCUCCGGAUAUCGACUAACCGCGAUUCCCUGCGAUCCAGCAAAGAGAUGAACGACCACGACCAGAAGGACGCUGAUAAGGAUCUAGUAGACGGCGAUGCGCGCGGCGACGAGGACAAUGAACCCCCUGGACCGGCACCCGGCAGCAGGCCAUCAUCCCCGGCUAACUCCCUCGGAAUAGGCGAUCCAGUGGUGGCAUCUAGACUGUCCAAUAUCCAUGGCGGUGCGCACGCGGAAUUGGCCAGCGCCAGAAGAUUGCGACUGGAGAAUGAACGACUGGUGGCCGAGGUCGCGAGGUUGAGGAGGUUGCUGCUGAGCGGCGCGGCGCGUGGCGAGGUCGGCUCUGAGGACGCCGCGAUGGAGGAAGAGGCGCGUUUCGUCGCUCUAGAAAUGGAAUUGCAGCACGCGAAGGAGGCACUGCAGGCGCUGAAAGCCGACCGGAAGCGGCUCAAAGCCGAGAAGUUUGAUCUUCUCAAUCAGAUGAAAGCGCUCUACGGCACUCUCGAGGACAAGGAGCGCGAACUCCGCGAUUUUAUCCGGAAUUACGAACAGAUGCGGGAGAACGAGGCGACCCUGGGACGUCUUCAGCAGCAAGGAGCCGGCAUGUCUUCGGAGGAACGUGAACGGGAGAGGGAGAGGGAACGCUGGAGUCUUCUAAGGGCGGCGAGGGACGAGGCCGAUCGAAGCCUGAGUCUCGCGGCUAGUUUAGCUGACAAAGAAGCCGCCCUUUCGCACGCACACGCGACCAUAAAAGAGCUGCAACGUCAGCUGGCAGAACGCGGUGGCGGCGGCGGCGGCGGGAUCUGCCUGAGCGACCAGGAGUCCCUGGUGUCGUUUCCACGUGGCAGCGUGAACGGUGCUGCGACACCCGGGGCCGGCAGCAGCAGCGGCGGUGGCGGCGGUGGCGGCGGCGGUGGCGGCAGCAGUGGCUGCGGCCUCAUCCCCCACGUGAAUUCGCAGCCGCCCUUGGGUACGACCGAGCUCGGUAUGUCCAUGGGUAACGUGGGUGGCGGCCCGGGUGUAGGAGGGUCCUCCGGCGGUCAGGCCGGCGAUCGCGGCAGCUGCAGCGCGGACAGUGGCGUCCGCGGGUCCAGCGAUCGCGAGAGCGGCGGGGCGACCAGCGUCGGCGGGAAUCUCUCGGAUUCCACGACGGACGGCACGCCGACAAUUACGGUCGAGGGCAGCGGUCUCGACAUGGACAGCAUCUCCGUGGUAUCCUCCGUAGCACCACCCCACAUAUACCAAUCCGCGACCACACCGAAGGACUGCAGCCCCACGCUGUCGCCGCUGAACGCGUUUUCAAGGUCUAUGGACAAUUCGUCGCUAUCGCGCUCGGUCGAGCAGCUAUCCAGCCCGCUGGAAUCCGAGCCGAGGAGGAACAAGCAGCCACCACCUGUCGUCGCACCUGCCGCGCAUUCGCGAUCGUCCGCCACUCGCGGCGGCACAUGGGGAUCCAUUUCAAGAGUGUUCGCCCGUUCGCGACAUCGGAAGACGGCAAACAGCUCCAGCGGUGGCAGCGGCGGUAACGAGGGCUCAGACGGCUUUGAUCCAUAUCGAUCGUGGUCGCCGCUCACUGAAGAGGGUUACGCCGAGAAACUUCGUUUGCUCCGAGAAGCAGCCUCCGUGCCCAUGGAGCGAUGGCGAGCCCCGACCGUUUUAGCCUGGUUAGAGGUGGCUCUCGGGAUGCCGCAGUAUGGUCCACGAUGUGCUGAGAAUGUCAAAUCGGGCAAGGUUCUACUUGAACUAAGCGACGCCGAACUGGAGGCCGGUUUAGGCGUAACUCACCCGCUUCAUCGAAAGAAACUGCGUCUGGCUAUCGAGGAACAUCGACAUCCGAGUCACGUUCGAUAUCCCUGUAUCGCUCAGCUCGGUCACACCUGGGUGAGCUCCGAAUGGCUGCCAGAUCUUGGCCUGGCCCAGUACUCGGAGAGUUUCGCCACUAAUAUGGUGGACGCCCGUAUGCUGGACCAUCUGAGCAAGAAAGAGCUUGAGAAACUACUCGGUGUCACGAGGAAAUUUCAUCAGGCCAGCAUAGUUCAUGGAAUUCAUCUGCUGCGGAUGCUGAACUAUGAUCGACAGGCUCUCGCUGUCAGGAGACAUCAAUGCGAACAGGUUGACACGGAUCCUUUGGUCUGGACGAAUCAAAGGUUCAUUCGGUGGGCGAGGAAUAUCGAUCUCACGGAAUAUGCUGAGAAUUUGAAAGACUCGGGUGUACACGGUGCUCUGGUUGUAUUGGAGCCGUCGUUCACCGGCGACACCAUGGCCACCGCCUUGGGUAUACCGCCAGCGAAGCACAUGAUUAGACGACACCUUACCGCCGAAUUAGAAGCGCUCGUUCUGCCAGCAAGAAGUCAACUGGAAGUGGUCCCGAGGAACAGCACCGGCGGGGGUGGCCGUCCGAUGAGCACCGCGAGCGCGGGCGGUAGUCUUGGUCGUGGGAGCAGAGCGCUACACCUACAGCAUCACCAGAGCUCGCUGUCGGCCCUCCACAUGACGGCGAACCACACCGGCACCGUCGACAGACGCAGAUCCAGCCUCAGGACCUGCAGUCUUCUUUACUUGAAAAAGUUGUCGUGGAGGAGCUCACAGGGAUCCCUGAGCAGGGCGUUCGGCCUACGGCCUAGAAGCGAGAAGGCGUCACCGUCAUCGUCCUCGGACACCGGAAGCCUCGCCAGCCAAUGCCAGUACAUGAGCAGCAGCGUCCGCAGCAACUCGCCGCCGCCGCCGCAGCUUCCGCCGCGACCGAUGUCGACCGGAAGCGGUAAACGGCAUCGGCGCGUGAAAAGCAUCGGCGACAUCGAGUACAUAAGCUCGGCCGCGGUGAGCACCCCGGUCUGACAGGAGGGUAGGCCCCAACAUUCGGGGCCUUACCGCAGUCUGAGCGAACGCGGUUAUUCCUCCUCCUCGUACUCCUCAUCUCAGUACGGCUCUUACUCGGGCUACAGCAACGUUCUGACGGGCGGCGAUCAGUACCAGCAAUAUCAGCAGCAGUCCAGCGGCAAUUAUUAUCAUCAGCUGCAGGGCGGCUACUACUCGCCGCAGAGCUCCGGGCCUCCUUUCCCGGGUGUGCAGAGAUACGGCAGCCUGGCCGAGGAGGCAUGGUCAUCGUGCUCCACCAAGGGAGACGGCCCGGCGGGUGUGUCGAAGUCUAAUCCCAGGACUUACUUAGCUUAGCUUCUCGCCGCAAUGGGGGCUUGUUGAGCGGACGUUAUUCGUCCGAGAGUAACACCACCGCGUCUACCACGAUGGUGCGCUGAUGUAGUAUCCUCGAAAAAAAUGCGCGUCCUUGUUUUAGGUCUACUUUAUUUUUUGUUCCCCCCUCGUUGGAUUCUCGAUAAUUCAGUGAACAGCUUAUGGCUAGAGAAAAUCGCAAGGAUUAUCAUAUCGCGCUCUUCUCAGUGAUGUUAAUCAGCGCGCGAUUUCGCAUAUUUCAAAUAUGACUUGCUUGUAUCAUCCCGUACCUACACGGCUCAAAUUAUCAACAAGCUACUAAGAAUAUAUCGCUAAAUUUAAGAUCCUGAGCUUCUGAUAUUUCAUGUAAGAAUUUUGGUGUAAGAAUGUUAUCGAGGUGACCUGAUUGAAUUUAUAAUUAAUUUGGUAAGAGAAUUAUUGACGCGAUAAUCCCGAUAAUCGUUGGAUAAUCGCUAUCGUCACAGUAAAUCGAAAUGAUCACACAAACUUGUUAAUAACAGUAAUAGACAAUACGUUAGCUGGACAAUGGACUACGAAAAUACAAACAAGUUUUACGCACUUUACGAUACGAUUAUCCCUAUAGUCCUAUUGGAUGAGUAAAUGUUGAUGUCAGUUAUCUCAGAGUUAUUCUCAAUUACAAAGUAAUUAUACGUCGUACAAAUACUAGGCAGCAUAUCGUGAUGUUAAGAGGCAUAAAAGAGUCUGACCAAAUUUUAUGAACACAUCGAGCUACCGACCGACAUAUACAUAUAUACAUAUAUCUGAUGAAAAUAAAUAAGAUAUAAAAGAGUAUAACUAUGAUUGAAUUACGAAUUAUUACAGAUAAGAUUAUAAAUAAGCGAAGUAAUAAUAAAAAUUUUUCAGUUUAAUCAAUACGUAUACUACGCGUGACAAUAUCUCACACAAACCGUUUGCCAGUAUAAUUUUUUAUUGCUAUCAUUGUGCGAAUGAUCUUCUUUCAACAAUUAAAGGAUUUUUUUAUUAAAAAAACAAGUCUAAGAAAUUGAAUUUUUAGAAACUGAAAAACUUAUCUUUAAACAUUUAUUCUAUAAAUGUGAUAAUUUUUCUUUAGAUAUAUAAUAGAUACAAAAAUAAAAUUUUAGCCUUUGAUUAAUACUUUGAGGAAUCAUUAAAAAACGAAUAAAGAACUUUUAGGCCUAUUUAGUUCUUGUAGAAAUUUUAUGUUUUACUUCACUUAUAUUAUACUAUUAUAAUAUUAAUUUAUAUAUAUUUAUAUCUCUCGUUUUCUAUUUGAUUCUUCCUGGAACAAAAUUGUUCUUGAUGUUGCCCUACUAAUAGAGAAUGAUUUGACGCUAUAAUCCAGAUUAAAAAAAAUAAACUUGUUUUGUUUUUGUAAAAAAUCCUUCAAUUAUGAUUUAGAUCGUAAAUUCAUUCCGGUAUGUAAGCUAGCACGAAAGAAUUGUAUCGUGAGUAUCGUUAAAGAAUAUUUUCGCUUAUAAACCGAUCUCUAUGAACGAAUGACAAACUUUAUGUGCUCAGCUGGCUGAAAAGUGAACAGCAACAGCGAAUUUUCAAUAUCUCUCGUGUACAUAUAUGAAUUUAAUACGUUUAUCUGUAAUUUUACAUUAUUUUCUAUCGAUGUGUACGUAUAUGAGUUUCCUAUAUACGAGUACACUUAACUAGAAACUAUCGGAUAGGCUUGAAACAUCAUCAUAGAUUUGUUUUUUUAUUGCUGCAUUGGACUGCACUAUGACUUCCCUUCUCAUUUUCCCUAAAUUUCAAACAAAUAUUUAUUUUAUUUUUAAUUCUAGAAACUGUAUAUCAGUUUAGUUAUAAAAAGACAAAUCUAUUGAUUCAAGCUGAAUACCGUGAAAUUAUAAUAAAUAAUGAACGGAAUCGCCUCACGAAGACGCCCAAGUCUUCCACUAUAUUCCAUUAUAUUUUACAGCGUGGUGAGAUUGAAUAUAUCCCGUUUUUCAUUAAUCUUAAACCAAAAGAAAGUAUCGGGAGAUUCAAUUACUGCUGCGAAUUUUUUAUUUAUCGCAUUGGCACACGAGAAUUUUCUAAGUACCUAACUUUAUCCUGCAAUCUAUUAUACUUAUGAAAAGUUUAAAAAGAACUGUUCCCAAACGAUUACAAUUACAAAUAAUUUUUUAUUACAUAUCUUGUACAAUUAAUUAAUUGCACGGCCAUCGCAACAUACGCUCCGAUAGACAGGAAACAUAAAUGAAGCGAAUCGCCACACAAUUUAAUCUAAGUGCCAGAAGGAUCGAGUGCACCGUAAUUUGGCGCACUGCCGCGAAGCGUACCGUACGUUCGGCCCGUUGUAUUAUUAUACUAAUACGUACAAUCUUCCCCAGUGUUCGUAUAUUACGGUUGCGUGGUCGCAAAAAAAAGAAAGACGAUAUUUUGCAAAUAAUGCACAUAUUUAUAACGUGAUAUUUAUUCGUAGAUUAUAAUCAUUUCUUGAUAUUUACGUGGUACCCGCGUGUUCUGUCGUCAAACUAUUUUACUUCUGCAAUCGGGAAACGAUCAGGACCAUAUAAUAUAUAUAUAUAAUAUAUAUUUUAUUGCCGGACUAGUAUUACCGUCGUUUUGCGAGGCGGAAACGACGAAUUAAUACGCUAGCUAUCGUGACAUUCGUGUACCUAAGUGAUUUAUUUAUAUAAAUUAAUUUAGGUCUCUAAUUUAUUUGUAUACAAUAUUAAUUAUUGCGCAACGCGGCCAAUACCUCGCUUUAAAGCGACAUAUCGAUAAGUACAUGUUCGCUUAUUGUAUAUUGGUCGCAGCGCGCGAUCACACAUUUCAAUACAAACCGUUGUAAAUGUGCUCAGUAACGUCUGUAUAUAUUUGUGUGAACUGUAUCUAAAUACGGAAAAAAAUUAAAUAAACGAUUGCCUUUACUUUUGCGCAACGAA